Acanthisitta chloris (rifleman) is the source of this 297-nucleotide messenger RNA. Its product is annotated as protein phosphatase 1 regulatory subunit 1C-like. Gene Ontology annotation, biological process: intracellular signal transduction. The transcript has 4 exons. The record is from RefSeq and is a predicted model, not a curated record. NCBI's taxonomy places the organism in Eukaryota, Metazoa, Chordata, Aves, Passeriformes, Acanthisittidae. Gene Ontology annotation, molecular function: protein phosphatase inhibitor activity. Gene Ontology annotation, cellular component: cytoplasm. The coding region runs from base 1 to 297 and encodes 98 amino acids.
AUGGAGCCCAACAGCCCCAAAAAAAUACAGUUUGCUGUGCCCCUGUUUCAGAGUCAAAUAGAUCCUGAGGCAGCUGAGCAGAUCAGGAAAAGAAGGCCUACGCCGGCAUCCCUUGUCAUCAUGAAUGAACACAUGCCUCCAGAAAAAGAUGAGAAGAGAACAAACAUCUCACAGGCAGAGACCGCGUCCCCCAAGCAGAGGAAGCAGAGCGUCUUCACCCCACCUGCCCUCAAAGGUACAGUCCAGGUCCUGCCUCUGACCCUUGCGCCGUGGCUUGGUGCCUUCUCUCUCAGAUGA